GUGUGUUGAGUAUAAAGCCAACAGCGCCCCCUGGAGUCCCUAUAUCCGAGAGUCGCAGAAUCUCCCUUCAAACUUUUAAACUUUCACCUAAUAUUUUGUCUUCUUUGUCUUUGACUUAUUUUUCUUUACUAUUAACUGAAACCGAAGUUCAAGCAAAAACGUUGCUAGAAUGAAAUAAUUGUUUUUAUUUCCAAACGGACAUUUUCGCGCCUUAAUUUAUUUGAUUUUAAAAAGGAGAGCUCAGAAGCAUAACGCCACAGCUUGACACCAACCAACAUCCUCAGCAGGUGAUAAAGAUGCCAGGCUAUAAAUGUAAUCGCUCACUCAAGAAAAAGCUCAGUUGUGAGCUUGUGAAGACCAUCAGCAGCCUAAGAAAGGAGAAUGUCCUUAUGAAGAAAACUCUAGCUGAGGUGUCCCAUCAUUGCGGAGAACAUAAUAAGCUCUUGGAGAGACUCCUGGCUCUUGAAACUCUGCGGCUGGAGAGUUGUCAGCAGCUUCCAACAAAAGAUGGAAAACCAUCUUCGUCCUCAGAGGAUCUCUGCACAAAGGAGAGGAACUCUCUGGACGGAGAUUCCCCAUCAGAAAAACAGGUGUCAUCCAAUUAUGAAGCUGUCUUACAUCUUCAAAAUAAGCUCAGUGAUGCUUUGGAAAAGAACAAGCAGUGGCUGGAGUAUGACCAGCAGAGAGAGGCCUAUGUGAGGGCAAUUCUGGACAAAAUGUUAUGGCUGGAGAAGCAACUGAAUGAAGCCAAUCAGGCCCACUCAAAGCAGCACAAUAAGGAGCAUUCAGAUGAAGAGGCACAGAUACAGAUUAAGGAACGCUUUGAAAGUCUCCUGAAAGAGGUUCAUAUCUGGCUGGAUAUGCUCAGAAAACAAGGUGAAGUGGCUCAUGAGGAGCUGACAUUUGCUGAAAAAAGGUUCAAAGAAAGAGAGAAAGAGCUGGAGGCUCUCACACACCAGUUAAAGAGUGAAACAAUAAGCAAAGGAGGCCCAGAAGAAGAAUGUCAUAACUCUGAUGAGGAAGAGCAACAGUUGAGGGAGGAGACUAAAGAGCUUCAAGCCAAGCUGAAGGAGGAGAAGCGAAGGUCUACUAACUUUGAGUUGCAGGCAAGCCUCUAUCAGAGGUACAUGUUAAACCAUCACCAUGCAGACCAGGAAAAGAUUGCAGACCUGGAAAGACAGAUCAAGAUUUCUUCACAAGACCUUCAGGAUGCAAAGCUGGACUCUUCAUAUUUAAAGAAGCAAAUGCUCAGAAUUCUGAAGAAGCUGCCAAAAACAAAAGGCCUUAACCCAAAACAGUCAAAGAGAAACCAGCAGGACCUCAGCUUGUGUGGAGAGGUGAUGCCCCCCACCUCAUCCCCCAGAGACAGCCUGGCAUCCUCUUCUCACAGCAGCCUGCUGAAUGAAAGUUUGCUGGAGUGUCCUACCUGCCAGGCCGAGUACCCAGCCAGUCAAUACCGAGAACUACUAAAGCACCUGGAAAUAUGUCUCGAGUGAACCGACGUAGAAAUGUUCAGUUCUGUGUCUUUGUUAGAGGAUGCCCAUAUAGUGUUACCACAAGUUCAAACUUUGUUGAUAAACUGCAAUUUUUAUGCACAUUUUAUGAUUUAAAAUUGAACUACAUUUUGUAAGCAUUAUUUUAAUUCAAAUAAAUUUACUUUGAGACUUCUU
Molecule: messenger RNA, 1670 nt
Organism: Girardinichthys multiradiatus
Lineage: Eukaryota; Metazoa; Chordata; Actinopteri; Cyprinodontiformes; Goodeidae
Product: centrosomal protein of 55 kDa-like
Exons: 10
Coding region: 297-1496 (399 amino acids)
Biological process (GO): mitotic cytokinesis; regulation of phosphatidylinositol 3-kinase/protein kinase B signal transduction
Source: RefSeq, a predicted model, not a curated record